AUGAUCCAAAAAUCAGUAACUCCACGACGUAGAGGGAGAGGACAGAUUUAUCCUGGUGGAAAUGGUCGUAAAGUUGUUAAUAUUUUCCCUGCAGAACUUUUUAUUUCAGAAGGUGAGCUUGUAAAAGUAGAUGAAACUUUAACUAAUAAUCCAAAUGUAGGUGGGUUUGGUCAAGGUGAAGCAGUUCUUCAAGAUCCAUUACGUAUUCAAGGAGCAGAGAGCUGA
Molecule: messenger RNA, 225 nt
Organism: Marchantia polymorpha subsp. ruderalis
Lineage: Eukaryota; Viridiplantae; Streptophyta; Marchantiopsida; Marchantiales; Marchantiaceae
Source: the annotation of a GenBank genome assembly